Cucumis melo (muskmelon) is the source of this 1460-nucleotide messenger RNA. Its product is annotated as probable WRKY transcription factor 53. NCBI's taxonomy places the organism in Eukaryota, Viridiplantae, Streptophyta, Magnoliopsida, Cucurbitales, Cucurbitaceae. The transcript is spliced from 3 exons. Gene Ontology annotation, biological process: regulation of DNA-templated transcription. The coding region runs from base 267 to 1157 and encodes 296 amino acids. The record is from RefSeq and is a predicted model, not a curated record. Gene Ontology annotation, molecular function: transcription cis-regulatory region binding; DNA-binding transcription factor activity. Gene Ontology annotation, cellular component: nucleus.
AUUUAUUUGAAGCAGUCAUAAACUCGACCUUUUCCAUUUUAUCUUCUUUUUUUUUUUUUUUUUUUUUUUUUGAUCUACCUUGUUCACCAAUCUUUUCCUUGUCUUUUCCUCUCAAUUUCUUCAAUCACAAUCAUGGAGUUUCCCCCCUUUCUCUCUCUCUCCAAUUUCCUCCUCUUCCCUUUAUAACCCUAUUUUCCCCCCCUCUACUCUUCUCUCAACUUUGACUCCAUUCCCAUGCUCAAUUUCGCAUCUUUCCACCUUCAAUCAUGGAGUUUCUCUCUCUAAUUCAAGAGCUUAAUCAAGGCAAACAACUCGCUAACCAACUCCGUAACCAUCUUCAUCCUUCUUCUUCCUCCCAUGGCAUUCUCUUAGUCGAUAAGAUUCUUCGUUCCUACGAAAACGCGCUUUUGGCUCUCUCCGCCGGUGGUGGUGCUUCCGUCAAUUCCGCCAUUGCUCCGGUCAAUGCGGCUGUCAAAGAUGGAGAUGUAUCCAAAAAAAGAAAGUUAAUGGCGAAAUGGAGUGAACAGGUUAAGGUUUCCUCUGGCUCUGCUGUUGAAGGUCCUGGUUGUGAUGGAUUUAGUUGGAGAAAGUAUGGUCAGAAGGAUAUUCUUGGAUCCCAAUUUCCCAGAGGCUAUUUUAGAUGCUCACAUCGCUUUACACAAGGAUGUUUAGCAACAAAACAAGUUCAAAAGUCAGACAAUGAUCCAACCAUUUAUGAUGUAACUUAUAGAGGAAGACACACUUGCAACAAAGCCCUUCAUUCAACAAACACACCACAAGAACACCAAAACUCAUUACUUCAACACCCAAUCCCACCAAAACAAGAAGAAAAGCCAUUGCAGCAGUUACAUGAUCCUUUAUGUUUUAUGUUCAGCUCCGACCCCAUUCGAGUAAAAUCCGAGAACUUAGACAAUGCCAAUGGUGGCCUCCUUCAACCAUUUUGUCCCCCAUCCCCGAUGUUCGGUUCUGAAGUUCAAGAUGAUCAAAGCCCUUUUAGGGAAAGUGAGUGUUCUCUGACGUUUGAAUCGAAUGAUACGUUUGGAUUGUGCUGUGAUUUCGAAACUGGGUUUGUGUCAAUUCCUAGUUCAAUGACUAAUAUUUCGAUUGGAGACUUGGAGGAGUAUUGUAGUUUUGAUAACUUGGAGAUGUUCUGUUGAAACUGUUUCCUAAACUUCUAAACAUGCAAGAGGGAAAGAAAAGAAGCGAUUGUGAAUUAGUAUAAAUCAGCAUUGAAAGAGAGAUGAUGGAUAAUGUACUCAAGGCCUCCUGCAUUGCUGGUUAGAGAUUUCCUUUUUGUUUUUUUGUUUUUUUUUUUUCUUUUUGUUCUUCAGUGGAUCCUUUGGGAGGCCAAAUUUUCAGUGUAAUUACUGAUGUUAGUGUAGGAGAAAAUAGGAAUAUGGUUUCUUAUCACUUAUGUAUUUGAAUUAGUGAAAAAAUAAAGAUUGGAUUUAUAUAUUAAA